Molecule: messenger RNA, 884 nt
Organism: Rubroshorea leprosula
Lineage: Eukaryota; Viridiplantae; Streptophyta; Magnoliopsida; Malvales; Dipterocarpaceae
Source: the annotation of a GenBank genome assembly
GAGUCGACUCUAUAAUGUGAUGAGUCGAAUACCAAAUUCCAGUAAGCAGGAAUUAUAUUUGCUACAGAUCAUAGUCGACUCUCCAUUAUAGAGUCGACUCUUUUGGCUUUACAGGCGACUCUAUGAUUUGAAGAGUCGACUACAAAAUUCCACAACAAGAACCAUGUUGCUGAAAGUGCAUCUCAUUCUGCCACCCACCCGGUCGCUAGGAUUGGUUGCUACGUGGGGGCCGGAGGUUGGGAGCACUUUCAGCAACAAGAGGCAUGUUGCUGAAAGUGCAAGAGGUGAUCAAAAGAGGGACACUUUCAGCAACUUGUCCCUUGUUGUUGAAAGUGCAAGGGGUGGCCGAAGGUUGGGAGCACUUUCAGCAACAAGAGGCUUGUUGCUGAAAGUGCAAGGGGUGGCUGGAGUUGGGAGCACUUUCAGCAACAAGAGGCUUGUUGCUGAAAGUGCAAGAGGUGAUCAAAAGAGGGACACUUUUAGCAACCUGUCCCUUGUUGCUAAAAGUGCAAGGGGUGGUCGGAGGUUGGGAGCACUUUUAGCAACAAGAGGCUUGUUGCUGAAAGUGCAAGAGGGGUGGCCGGAGUUGGGAGCACUUUCAGCAACAAGAGGCUUGUUGCUGAAAGUGCAAGAGGUGAUCAAAAGAGAGACACUUUCAGCAACAAGGAACUCGUUGCUGAAAAGUGGAGCUCAUUUAAAUGGCAAAGAAUUCACCGGAAAAUAUCAGCAAGAUGGAGUAUGUUGCUGAAAGUUACUUUCAGCAACAAGAAGUGUAUUAGUGAAAGUGGGGUAGCUUUUUGCAUGGAUUGGUGCACUGUAGCACUUUCAGCAACAUGGGGUUUGUUGCUGAUACCUAUUUUCAGCAACAAACAAUCUCAUGUUGC